Messenger RNA from Myripristis murdjan (pinecone soldierfish), 2513 nucleotides. RefSeq names its product kizuna centrosomal protein (gene kiz). Gene Ontology annotation, biological process: spindle organization. Gene Ontology annotation, cellular component: centrosome. The coding region runs from base 82 to 2295 and encodes 737 amino acids. The record is from RefSeq and is a predicted model, not a curated record. The transcript is spliced from 15 exons. NCBI's taxonomy places the organism in Eukaryota, Metazoa, Chordata, Actinopteri, Holocentriformes, Holocentridae.
CGGUGCUCAUGGUAACCAACGUAAACACAUGCCACCCGCCUCCUCUCCACGGAAGAGCCCAAGCGGGAGAAAACGGCCAGCAUGGCUCUCAGCGAGGACCAAUACUAUGAAAAGAUAGGAUCUGUUCAGAAAAGCAUGCACGAAAGUGAGAAGCGGAGGCUGGAGCUGGAGAGGGAGCUGUUCGCCUAUUGCAUAUCUGAUAAGAGAGUCUCACAGAUAAAGCGUGCCAAACUGCGCAGUUAUCUUAAGGAAAUCUGUGAGAGGGAGACACGGGCGAAAAUGAGAAACCUUGAGCUUCUGAGGGAUGUGGAGCGCAUAGAAAUGAGCAUGAAGGAACACUGGCCCGAUCGUGGCCCCCUGCUUCAACAAAGGGCUGAGUGCUCGAAUAAAAUUUCCAGAUUUAUGGCAGCAAAGAAGAAAAGAGAGCAAGAGCUUGAAGUGGUUGAUGCUGUACACAAACAACACCAUGACAAGAAUUUCAAAUAUCCACCAGCAGCAAUUUUCAUGGGCUUGCAGACCUCCAAAGAGCCUGCUGCUGAAGCUGCAACCACAAGUGAACACUCUCACCAAGCAUUGCAUCGUUCACCCAAUCGCAGCAUGCACUCCCCUGAACGUCUACCAAGUGGCCUUUUGAAGGACUUCAGAGUUUGCGGAGAGGCUGCCGCCGACAACCGACCGCAUUUAUCAGAUGACAUUUCAGGCUCAAACGAUUCCCCCGAUGGCUGUAAUUUGAGUGACAAACAUGAAAGGAUGGUGGCGGUGCUCCCAUCUGUUCGUGCCUUAACAGGCACAGCUGGUGGUGUGCCUUUUGGAGGUGAUGAUGAACAAGCGCCUUCACCUCCAGUGACCUUGACGAGGCCCGAGAAGAAUCCUUCACCUCUCAGCAGCAUUAACCCCAUGGGGGCCGAGAGUUUCCCUGCAGAAUACUCUGUCUCCCGAGAGGCUGUCCAUCAGCUGCCUGUAACAGGGGAAGCAGAGAGAAGUCUGAGACAAUCGAUGCCUGAAGCCCACUUUGGAGAGGAAUCUGGAGAUGGGCCAGGUGGAUGCGAGAACGUCAGCACACCCAGCUCCAGUGUGAAGCUCUCGGUGAGCAGUGCUAGCGACCUGUCCGUCUCUUUGACGCACUCUGAGCUGGAGGAGGAUCUACCUGAGGGUGUGGCGCACCCAGACAUCAUCCCAUCUGCGGGAGCGACGCCUGAGAGGAGUGACACUCCUGGAGAGAGUGAUAAGCACGGUCGAGAGUCAUCCUCCCUCUCUGAGUCCAGGAGCCGACCCCAAUCAAAUAAUGAUCCCAUACCUCACGCAGCUGCCACGGAAAGGCUCUCACACGAAGGACUCUUUCAUCUGCUGAACCACAUCGAAGGGCAACUCCACUAUGAACGGACAGAUGUCUACAGGGACUCAUUGAUUGAUGGGAGAAAAGUCAAUAAAAUUAUCAGCCUUUGUAACAGCAGAGCGGGCUUGAAUGACGAGGACCUUGAAGCAUGUGGAGCAGUCGUCCUUCAUGAGCUUCAGAGGUUGUCAUGGAGCACAGCAAAGGGCUGCCUGCUACCACAGGACCUAGUUAGUGCUCACCAGUCCAGCACUGAGCCAGAGGAAAUAAGCUCCUGCCUCCCCCCCGAUGCCGCUCGGCUGUGGGAUCGCUGGUUCAAGCACGCCCUUCUGCUCAAGGAGCAGUGCAUCCUCAGCACUGAGCGCCUGGUCCAGCUGUUCACCCCGCUGCUGCUGGAGCGCCAUGCCGCCUACAGCCACCAGGCCAAAGUGCUGCUGAGGACACUUCUGUCCCGGUCCAGUGAGGAGUGCCCCUCAGCAGAGGAGGAGAGUGACUCAUCUUCGCACGGCCUUCCCUCUCUCGCUGACGGUGGAGAUGUGAAGCCUGCCAGGCGGGUACAGGAGCAAGAGAUGCAAGAACUACAAAGUACUGAAGAGGACAGCCAGGACGAAAGCCCUGGGGAAAGUAUUCCUAUUAGAGAGACAAAAGCAUAUCAGCUGCUUAAACAAUCUGCCACGCAGGAGAGGCUGCAGACUUCUGGAGAGGAGGAGGAGGAGGAGGAGGAGGAGGAGGACUGCCUGUCAGGAAUAAAUGAUGGCCAUGAAGAGGACCUGGGGAGGGCCAAGCGCUUCUCACAUCAAGACCCUUACCCUCGGAAGAAGAUGAACUCAAAGCCCCGUUCUGCUGAACAGCUAAAAGCUUUGUGGGACGAAACGGAUGACAGCAACUCCGAGAUUGAAGCAGCCUUACGCCCUCAACCUUUCAACACAAACAGCGAUGACUUUGAUGACUUCUACGACUGACACUACCCGGGAGAUAUUGUUUUAAUACGGCACAUUAUAUCACCGCAAAGUUUCAGACAGUUUGGCUCACGGUAAUUUACCCCUUGACCAUUAUUUUAGUAAACGCCGGGUCUACACUGUAAAUCAUAUGCGCACUGUAUCGUAAAAACAAAUAAUAAAGUUGAUAGCUCUCACGCUGGGUAAAGUAUGUGAAGAGUUGUCCAACGCUCUGAUGUUAA